AUGCCCGGCUUCGACUUCUCCAACUACAACCGUAAUGCGGCCCUCCACGCCAGAGGCGUACCUCUCCCCAAGGCCACCAGCACGGGUACAACUAUCGUAGGCUGUAUAUUCGAUGGUGGUGUCGUCAUCGCUGCGGACACCCGAGCAACAUCAGGGCCCAUCGUCGCCGACAAAAACUGCGAAAAGCUACACUAUAUCGCCCCGCAGAUCUGGUGCGCAGGAGCAGGCACCGCCGCCGACACCGAGUUCACGACCGCCCUCAUCUCGUCACAGCUGGAGCUGCACUCGCUCUCGACAGGCCGCAAGCCCCGUGUCGUCACCUGCAUGACCCUCUUGAAGCAGCACCUGUUCCGGUACCAAGGCUACAUUGGCGCGUAUCUCGUCGUCGCGGGUUGCGACCCCACGGGAACGCACCUGUUUACUGUUCACGCCCACGGCAGCACCGACAAAUUGCCCUACGUGACCAUGGGAAGUGGUAGCUUGGCCGCCAUGAGCGUCUUCGAGACGCAGUGGAAGCCGCACUUGACGCAGGAGGACGCCGUGAAGCUGGCUAGCGAUGCCAUCUUGGCUGGUAUCUUUAACGACCUGGGCUCCGGUUCGAAUGUGGACGUUGCAAUCAUCACAAAGGACAAGACGACGCUCAAGAGAAACUACAUCAAGCCCAAUGAGAAGAGUGCCAAGUUGCAGAGCUACGCGUAUCCCAAGGGUACGACGGCUGUGCUUAAUGAGAAGAUUAUCAAGAAGAACGAAAUCGGCCGAUAUGUCACGGUUACUGAGGUGCCGCUUGAGGGGGAGAAGAUGGACGUUGAUACUUGA
Messenger RNA from Pochonia chlamydosporia 170, 816 nucleotides. RefSeq names its product proteasome subunit beta type 7 precursor. Gene Ontology annotation, molecular function: threonine-type endopeptidase activity. Lineage: Eukaryota; Fungi; Ascomycota; Sordariomycetes; Hypocreales; Clavicipitaceae. The record is from RefSeq and is a predicted model, not a curated record. The transcript has 2 exons. The coding region runs from base 1 to 816 and encodes 271 amino acids. Gene Ontology annotation, cellular component: proteasome core complex.